CCCUUCGCCCAUGCGCUCGCUCGACCAUAGAGUCCGAUGGCAGGGCUAGAGCACCGCACCCCGCCGCCACCUUGGGAGAGCAAGGACCCGCUGGGGUCGCCUUGGCAACCACGGAACGAUACCAAAGAGGAUGUCUUUGUGCAUCAGACUGCAAUCAAGAGAAACAACCCCCGGAAGUUCCUUCGAAGUGUGGGGGACGGGGAGACAGUGGAAUUCGAUGUGGUGGAAGGAGAGAAGGGUGCUGAAGCAGCCAAUGUCACCGGGCCAGGUGGUGUGCCUGUCAAAGGCAGCCGCUAUGCCCCCAACCGCCGUCGCUUCCGUCGCUUCAUCCCCAGGCCACGGCAGGCCUUGCAGCAGCAAGUGCUGCCAGCCCAGGAGGCCGUCAGGGCAGAUGGGACCCCCGAGGUCCCUGUGGAGGGAGCAGUGCCUGGCAGCACCUCCCAGCAGCGGCCCCGGCGACGGCGCCCACCUCCAUUUUUCUUCCGCCGGAGGUUCAUGCGGGAGCCUCGUGUUCAAGGCCAGCUGGUGGAGAGCACUGAAGGCGCAGAAAUGAAAGAUACCACCCAGCCCCAGGGAGACCAGCAGCAACAACCAGCUCAGGCUGUGGAGAGGGCUCCGGCCCCUCGUUUCCGGCCGAGAUACCGCAGGCCCUUCCGCCCCCGCCCGCCUCAGCAACCCACCACAGAAGGAGGCGAUGGUGAGACCAAGGUGGUUCCGACGCCAGCAGAUGGCAUCCGCCCUGAGCCCCAGCGUCAGCGCAACCGGCCUUACUUCCAGCGCCGACGCCAGCAGACUGGUGCUACCCGGCUUGCUGUGGCAGAGCCAACCACCACCACCAGAGAUGAACCUGCUUUGAGUUCUGUUGCCGCUGGCGGAGAUACCACUGUUGCUGGGACCCCAGCUGCCCCUCAGGAACCAGGGAUGCAAGCCAGCAAGCCAAUGACCCCGACUCCGGAGAGUCCCACCCAGCCACUGCCAGAGGCUCAGCACCAGCUUGUGGAUACUUCGACUCCUGAACCAGGGGGAGAACCUGCUCCAGCCCUGCUGGCAUGAGGGCUUGGCGAGGGGAUGUUAAGAGCCAUGAUCUGGUUGCACAACUUGCUCAUCUCUGCACAGAGACGCCCAACUCCACCUGUACCCACCCCACUUCCCAAACCUAAGCCACAACUGGGGGAUUCGGCAAGAAAAAAUAUAUAAAUAUAUAUACACCCAAUCUCUUAUGUUAAGCCUUCUUGAGGGGCUAGUGUCCCCCCCCCCAGCUUUUCCUAGUUCAGAGAGGAGCUGGUUGUUGAAGCCUUCAGUUGAAUACCUUUAUUCCCCCUCUCCCCUGACUUUAUGAAGAGCACUUGUGUGUGCACAGCUUGGGUGUCAGUAAAUGAAUUUUGCACAGAAA
Molecule: messenger RNA, 1393 nt
Organism: Alligator sinensis (Chinese alligator)
Lineage: Eukaryota; Metazoa; Chordata; Crocodylia; Alligatoridae
Gene: YBX2
Product: Y-box binding protein 2
Exons: 9
Coding region: 37-1053 (338 amino acids)
Biological process (GO): regulation of gene expression
Cellular component (GO): nucleus
Molecular function (GO): nucleic acid binding
Source: RefSeq, a predicted model, not a curated record